Messenger RNA from Prorocentrum cordatum, 1914 nucleotides. The record is from the annotation of a GenBank genome assembly. Lineage: Eukaryota; Dinophyceae; Prorocentrales; Prorocentraceae.
AGGUCGUGGUGGGACUUCGGCGAGGCCGCGGCGCUGAGCCGCCUUGAGCGGUUCGUCGCCUCGGUGCUCUGCCAUGGGGACUUCGAGGGCCGAGGGCGGCUGGUUGCCGCGGAGCAGAGCACCUCCGAGCUCUCGCCCUACAUCAGGUUCGGCGAGCUCUCUGUGAGGACGGUGUACUGGAGGGCGAGACAGGUCGAGGGGAGAACAAGCCAGAGGCUGUUCCAGGACAGCGAGUACGUCGGCCAGGGAGAUGCCCGCGUCCACGCCACCUUCCUGCGCCGCCUGGUGUGGCGGGACAUGGCCUACUGGUUCCUGUGGGAGUUCCCGACUCUGCCGACGGUGUCGCUGCGAGUGCAGUACGAGGAACAGGUAUGGGGAGGCACCGCGCGACAGUUGCAGCGAUGGAAGAGCGGGAGGACCGGUUUCCCCUUGGUGGACGCGGCAAUGAGGCAGCUCUGGGCCGUGGGCUGGAUGCCGAACUACCUGCGGCACCUUGUGGCACAGACGCUCAUCGAGUACCUCGACAUCUCCUGGAAGGAUGGGCUGCAGUGGUUCGACUGGACGCUGGUCGACGGGGACGUGGCGAUUAACAGCUUCAUGUGGCAGAACGGCGGCCACUCGGGCCCGGACCACUGGAACAUGGUGCUCCACCCAGUGCACGCCGCCAAAGCCUGCGACCCCGACGGCAGGUACGUGAGGCGCUGGCUUCCCGAGCUGGCCGGCGUCCCCGACGAGUUCGUGCACCGGCCCUGGGAGGCCAGGGUGCCACUGCCGAUCUCCUACCCGAGCCGGCUCGUGGCGGACCUGGACUCGGCCCGCAGGGCCCAUGCCAGGGGCGUCAUCGACGUGCGGCGCAGGCACCCGGAGAUGGUGUCCCGCUGCGGCCACGAGUGGCUGCGGCUGCCUGGGCGCGGUGGCCUGCUCGCGAAGCUGGUCACGCGCGACGAGUUUCGCGCGGAGACGGAGGACUUCCUCGUGCGGCAGACGCCCGCGAGGCGCGGCGCGGCGCGCAAGCCGCUGGGCGCCGGCGAGCUGGUGCUGGCGGACAUCGCGCGUCAGGCCGAGGGCGGUUGAGGCUCGAGUGGGUGCCCCUGUCGUCCGAGGUGGCCGAGGCGGCCGAGGCAGGGCGGCAGGCCGAGGCGCCCGCGGGAGUUCGAGAGCGGCCGAGGCGGGGCACCUGUGCUGCUGGCGGGUCACGCUGGGUGCACCUCGCGUGGGCGCGCCCCGUGCACGGCUGGCUCGCGGCAGAGGCGUCACUUCGCCAGCGGAGGAAAUAACUAGCUGCUGGCGAUGUGUUGGCCCAGCAGUCGAUGCAGCCCGUGGAGCGGUUUGCCGCCGCCGGCGCGAGGUGAAUUCUUUGUCUGCGCUGCCUUGCACAACUCGAGCGUCCAGCUGGGUGGUCAUUGGUUGGCGGAGGGACAAGGCGUUGGCGCUGACCAAGCCGGUGACCUUGCUCGUGGCGCUCCCGACGACACCGACGCCCGAGCUGUGCAGGGCCGAGGCUGUGGUGGGAAAGCUGGCGACGGGGGCUGCGCCAGCGGCGGUGCCUGCGCUGUGGCUGCGAUGGCUGAGCUGGCGAGGCUCAGGCCGAUGGUGCCUGGGCACUUGGCGCGAUGUCGGUGUUUUUCACGCAGGAGGUGGCGCUCAUCAGUGACUCGUAGAGCGUAGAGGACCUGAUGACUCGUCACUCGGUGCCUCGUGGCACCGUCGCAGAUUUUCGUCGACAACCGACGCACAGAGUCGUUGUCGUAGCAUUCACCUCGAACAGAAAGGAGCGAUUUGGACUUCCCAUCGAUGUGAUCUAAGGCAGAGACAGAAUCGGCUUGGGUAACAGUUGUCAUUGCCAUGGUGUCUUGACCUCUUGCUCCUCAUUGCUCGUUGCAAGUUUUGUCUGUGCUAGCGAGGUGCUCCCUC